CUGUGAUACUUUCCCGUCCUCCUGUGAUACCUGUGAUACUUUCCUGUCCUCCUGUGAUACUUUCCUGUCCUCCUGUGAUACCUGUGAUACUUUCCUGUCCUCCUGUGAUACCUGUGAUACUUUCCUGUCCUCCUGUGAUACUUUCCUGUCCUCCUGUGAUACUUUCCAGUCCUUCUGUGAUACUUUCCUGUCCUUCUGUGAUACCUGUGAUUCUUUCCUGUCCUUCUGUGAUACUUUCCUGUCCUUCUGCAACUCCAAAACACUCACCUGUGUCUUCCUUUCUCCUUUUCUAUUACACACAGGUCCUGUGUGUCUUCCCCCCCUCCUCCCCUCUUUAAUCUCUUAAAUCUCCCACCUAUCUACCUGUCUGCUCCUUAUCUCAACAGCUGGGCUUUGCCCUUUUCCCACCCCAUUUCCACCCCACUUUAUCCCCUUCCCCUGGUCUCCCACACCACAACUUGGCUCCGUUCCUCCUCGGUUUAGACUCGUGCCUACCCCCAGAUCCAUUUGCCGGCCUCCGUCCUUUUCUCUCGGUCUCCGGGAUCUAGUUUCGGUACCCACGAGAAGCCGUCAUGUCUGUGGCAGGUCUAAAGAAGCAGUUCUACAAAGCCAGCCAGCUGGUCAGCGAGAAGGUCGGCGGGGCCGAGGGAACGAAGCUAGAUGAAGACUUCAAAGAAAUGGAGAAGAAAGUGGACCUCACCAGCAAGGCUGUCACAGAAGUGUUGGCGAGGACAACGGAAUACCUCCAGCCGAAUCCUGCAUCCCGGGCCAAGCUGACGAUGCUGAACACGGUGUCCAAGAUCCGAGGGCAGGUGAAGAACCCGGGAUACCCGCAGUCGGAAGGCCUCCUCGGCGAGUCCAUGAUCCGCUAUGGCAAGGAGCUAGGCGACGACUCCAACUUUGGCGACGCUCUGCUGGACGCUGGCGAGUCGAUGAAGCGCUUGGCCGAAGUCAAGGACUCCCUGGACAUCGAAGUCAAGCAGAACUUCAUCGAUCCCCUUCAGAACUUGUGUGACAAGGACCUGAAAGAGAUCCAGCACCACCUAAGGAAACUGGAAGGCCGGCGCUUGGACUUUGACUACAAAAAGAAACGCCAGGGGAAAAUCCCGGACGAGGAGCUCCGUCAAGCCUUGGAGAAGUUCGAAGAGUCGAAGGAAGUCGCAGAGACGAGUAUGCACAACCUCCUUGAGACGGACAUUGAACAGGUCAGCCAACUGUCGGCCCUGGUGGACGCACAGCUGGAUUAUCACCGGCAAGCAGUGCAGAUCCUGGAUGAGCUUGCAGAUAAACUGAAGCGCAGAGUGAGGGAGGCGUCCUCGCGGCCCAAGCGGGAAUACAAACCGAAGCCCAGAGAGACCUACGAAUUUGGAGAGAGCGACCAGUCCAACGGAGGCUUUUCCUGCAACCCCGCCCCCAAAGUCUCAGCUUCCUCCUCUUUCCGAUCCGAAAAACCAUCCCGGACCCCGAGCAGGAAUUUUUCUCACCUGGACCAGCCCUGCUGCAAGGCCCUGUACGACUUCGAGCCGGAGAAUGACGGUGAGCUAGGCUUCAAGGAGGGCGACAUCAUCACGCUGACCAAUCAGAUCGACGAGAACUGGUACGAGGGCAUGAUCAACGGCCAGUCGGGCUUCUUCCCCCUCAACUACGUGGAAGUCUUGGUCCCGCUACCUCAGUGAAACGGGCCGCUCUCCCGGCUUCCCGCCUCCUCUCCUCCGCAGCACCUUGCCACCCGUACACACUAGCGGGCGUGCCCCGAGAGGGAGCGAAACAGACGUCGGGGACCGGGGCGGCUGGAGGGUGCUCUUCUUUCCUUACAUUCCGCGCGGUACACCCGACACUAAUUCCCCGUCCGGCGAGUGGGAACCUUCCCGGGGAAAGCAGGCGAUGGAAUCACGGAUUGGGGGGGGGGGAUGGGGGAGGAACCAAGCCACUGGGAGGGGGUGGCUGGGCAGCAAAGCACAAAGCGAGGUUCAUACUGACACCCCCGCUCCCGUUUCCCCUAUCUCCUCUUGUGGCGCUUGAUCUUUUUGAGCCGAGCGGUGGGCCCGUGUUUGAACGUUCGUGUGCUUCUCGUUCUUGGAUUGUGGACGAGCUCUCCUCCGCUCCGUCGCGUUGCUCUGCGUUUCUGUUCUUUCUCCUCGUCGAGCUCACCACCCGGAGUGUUUAUAGGGGGUGGGGGUCGGGGGCUCACAGCUGCGAUUGUCCGGGGUCUUUCCCCCCCAUCCAUGUGAGGUGUAUGCGGGUGUGUGGUGGAGGCACAAAACGGCCCCGUAACUAAGGCUCCGGCCCUUUCCGUGGGGACGGCUUGUAUUUAAACACUACGAAAGGGCUCGUCUCGCUUUGCUCAGGCCUGAAAUGGAAGCACUUCUGACCCCCUCGAAGUUAAGCCAUCUUGGGCGUCUCUCCUUUGCACCCCGCACACACACACACACACCCUUUUUAUGUUGUGAUUACUGGUUCUUCUCGUGACUUUGCUCGUUGGGAAAUCCUAAACGUACCUGUGCGGCAACGUUAGGUGCGAGAAGAUGCAGACUUUAAGGCACACGCGUACGCCCCCUUUAAGUUUCCCUGAAACGAACGCUGAGGCCGUGACCGUCCCCCUCCCCCAAUAUUACGCCGCACAUGCUCCCCCAAAAUCUGCCUUGAGCCGUCGCACCUGCAUCUUCGCCGCUGCUCCUGUUUGGGCCGCCGUCGUUCACGUAGCACACUAUGCGUGUGGUCCAGCAGUAGGGUCCCAUGAUUGGGCUGACCCGCUUUUUAAAGGAUAGGAGGGCCCACAUCGGCACCGGCGCUGAGAAAAACUGGGUCAGUGCCCUCCCCGUGCCGCCACGCUGAACUGGUUUCACCCUAGAUAUUUUGUGCGGCGGCAGCGGCGGCUUCUUCCCACACCGGAAACGUUUGCGGGGCCUUCUUCAGGAAGGCCCCAGAAGUGCUUUCCUCCGUCCCUUCUCUACGUGCCUUUCAAAGCCCAGGGUCCAGUUCGAAAAUCCCUCCUUGUCCCAUCCCCACAUGCACGCUGCCACCGCCGUAUUCAUAUUUGACGUCCACCACCCCCUCCUGGUCCUCCGCCUUCAGAGCUGCCGUUCCGUUAAUUUCUGCCGGGAUGUCAACACUACAAGUGGGAAUGGGCUUUGCCCGCCGCGGCUCCCACCAAUGUUAAUUCAGGGGUCGGACUUAACUGGGAACCAGCAAAUCCCAUUCUGGAGCGGCGGGCGCCCACACAGACCCCCGUCAUUACGGCAAGGCUGACCCAGCGGACCUCCCCAGAAAUCCCCACAUUAAGAACCGAUCGCCGCACACAUUCACACAACGAGGCAGCAAAAUUGUAAGCAGUAAG
Molecule: messenger RNA, 3337 nt
Organism: Elgaria multicarinata webbii
Lineage: Eukaryota; Metazoa; Chordata; Lepidosauria; Squamata; Anguidae
Gene: SH3GL1
Product: SH3 domain containing GRB2 like 1, endophilin A2
Exons: 10
Coding region: 573-1676 (367 amino acids)
Biological process (GO): synaptic vesicle uncoating
Cellular component (GO): cytoplasm; glutamatergic synapse; presynapse
Molecular function (GO): protein binding
Source: RefSeq, a predicted model, not a curated record